Myxocyprinus asiaticus (Chinese sucker) is the source of this 609-nucleotide messenger RNA. It is a transcript of the gene nkl.2, whose product is annotated as NK-lysin tandem duplicate 2. The record is from RefSeq and is a predicted model, not a curated record. Gene Ontology annotation, biological process: lipid metabolic process; defense response to bacterium. Lineage: Eukaryota; Metazoa; Chordata; Actinopteri; Cypriniformes; Catostomidae. The transcript has 5 exons. Bases 107 to 532 code for a protein of 141 amino acids.
UCAGUAUGGUUCAUACAGAGCUCUAUAAGUAGGGCUUCUACAGAAGGGGUCCACAGGCUUCAGAUGUACAGAUUCUGAAAGGUUCUUCAGCUGGCAACACAUCAGCAUGUUCCGGAACAUCUUUCUUGUCACCUUACUCAUGUACUCAGUGUGUGCAGUUCACUGGGAGAUUCGUGAAGUGGAUUCUGCUGAGGACCAACUUGAAGAGAUUCCUGAUGACAGUGUGAUGACACAAAAUCUUCCUGAUAAGUGCUCGAUAUGCAAAUCCAUCAUAAAGAAAGUGAAAAAAAAAAUCUCCUCCAAAGCAACACCGGAUGAAAUCAAAAAGAAGCUGAACAACACCUGCGAGAAACUCCCCGUGUUUAAAUCUCAGUGCAAGUGCUUUAUUAAGAAAUAUAUGAGCACUUUGAUUGACGAGCUUCACACCACUGAUGGCCCAAACACCAUCUGUACUAAACUUUCUCUCUGCAAGUCGCCACCACCCAUAAAGGAGUUCAUUUUUGUAUCUGAUCAAGUAUUUGACAAUCUCUGAAUGAGUAUAGAUUACUCAGAAAGCAUUAAAUGCAUUAUAAUGAAAGAAUAAUAAAUGAUAUACAUAUAAACAAUCAA